This is a messenger RNA of Lindgomyces ingoldianus, 1354 nucleotides long. Its product is annotated as dihydroflavonol-4-reductase. Lineage: Eukaryota; Fungi; Ascomycota; Dothideomycetes; Pleosporales; Lindgomycetaceae. Gene Ontology annotation, molecular function: oxidoreductase activity, acting on the CH-OH group of donors, NAD or NADP as acceptor. The record is from RefSeq and is a predicted model, not a curated record. The transcript is spliced from 5 exons. Bases 146 to 1204 code for a protein of 352 amino acids.
CUUCCACUCUCUUACUCUCCUACCACUCUUCUCUCUCUCUUUCCCCACUCCUUAACAGGUUUCCCCAACUUUUUCCAGACGCUUGACACACUUCGAUAUCUACCCCCUUUCUGCUUACUUCAUCACCGUGCCCCCCCUUCUCACUAUGCCUACGCUUGCUCUCAACCCAGAUUCUCUCGUCUUUGUAACCGGCGUCAACGGCCUUAUUGGUAGCCACAUCGCUGACCAGCUUCUUGAGCGCGGAUAUCAUGUCCGAGGUGCCGUUCGUGAUGUUGCUAAAGCAAGCUGGCUGUCAGAUUACUUCACCAACAAGCACAAGAAUGCCAAGUUCGAACUUGUCAGCGUCCCUGAUAUGACUCUCGACGGGUGCUACGAUGAUGUCGUGAAAGACUGCGACGGCUUCGUCCACGUCGCCUCCCCCCUCACCGGUCAAAUACCCGAGGAAACAAUCCCUAUCGCAAUUAAAGGCGGCCUAAAUGCUCUCAAAGCUGCUGCCAAAAACCCGAGCAUUAAGAGGGUUGUGUAUACCUCAUCCUCUAUCGCCGCUACAAUGCCUCGUCCCAAUACCGACUUUUCAGUUGAUGAGACAUCGUACAACGAGGUGGCCGUAAAGAAAGUGUGGAACCAUCCAGAAGACGAGCCAGAGAGCUUCAAAGGUCUGUAUAUGUAUGCGGCGAUUAAGACGGAGACGGAGAUGGCGAUGUGGAAGUGGGUGAGGGAAGAAAAGCCAGGGUUUGUAUUUAAUUCUAUUCUUCCAAACGCAAACUUCAGCAGAGUCCUAGUCCCAGAGAAACAAGGCUUCCCUUCAACGAUCGCAUGGGCACAUGCCGUGUUCACUGGUGAGAAUUUCGAUGCCAUCACUCACAUCAUUCCACCCCAAUGGUUCAUUGACACCAUUGAUGACGCACUCCUCCAUAUCGCCGCACUUAUCUACUCCGAUGUGGAUUCCGAGCGUCUCUUUGGGUUCGCUGAACCUUUCAAUUGGAACCAGAUUCUUGCGAUUUAUCGGAAGUCGUAUCCGGAGAGAAAGUUCAGGGAUGAUAUCGAAGGUUUGGGGGAGGACAGGAUGAAGAUGCCGAGGGAGAGAGCUGAGGAGUUGCUGAAGUGGAUGGGGAGGGAGGGUUGGACGGGGUUAGAAGAGAGUGUGGGAGAGAUGUGUAAGGAUUUUGUUAAGGAUGAGGAGAAGAAGAGCCCGGAGAAGUGAUACUUCGGCUUCUUCACUUCACAAAGGGCGUACUUUUCGAGGUCAGGUAAGCAAGUCUUAAGCAGCCGCGAGUGCUCUUGCAAAGCAGAUGCGUGAAUGCAUAGUAUUGUACGCGACUUUCUCAUAUGCCUUUGAUCAGUUUCAACGCGG